Messenger RNA from Pipistrellus kuhlii (Kuhl's pipistrelle), 1571 nucleotides. RefSeq names its product zinc finger protein 771. The transcript has 4 exons. Gene Ontology annotation, cellular component: nucleus. The record is from RefSeq and is a predicted model, not a curated record. The coding region runs from base 152 to 1324 and encodes 390 amino acids. NCBI's taxonomy places the organism in Eukaryota, Metazoa, Chordata, Mammalia, Chiroptera, Vespertilionidae. Gene Ontology annotation, biological process: regulation of transcription by RNA polymerase II. Gene Ontology annotation, molecular function: RNA polymerase II cis-regulatory region sequence-specific DNA binding; DNA-binding transcription factor activity, RNA polymerase II-specific.
GGGAAGUCGGGGUGCAGCGGCAGGGGCCCUGGGAGCUGGGAAACGGCGGAACCACAGGCUCUGGCCUCUCCACCCUCCCGGGGCCGCUCGGACCGGACGCUCCGGCCCUCCGGGUCCCGCCCUUAGGGGGCGGGACUAGCCGUCCCGACCAAUGACCGGACGCCCCCGAGGCCCCGCCCCCGACGCUUCGCGAACGCCCAACCGCCGGGAGCGCUGGCCAGGGGCUGCGUGCGCGCUGAGCCCGCGGCCGGACACCAAGAUGCCUGGCGAACAGCAGACGCUGAAGGUGGAGGUGGAGGAGGAGGAGAUGCAAGAGGAGAUGGUGCUGCUGGUGAAGGAUGAGGAGGAGGAGGGUGAAGAGAAGUAUGAGGUUGUGAAACUCAAGAUCCCCGUGGACAACAAGGAGGUGAGGAAACUGAGGCACAGGAAGCUUGAUACUUUGGCGACUGGCCAAGGUCUCAAAGUUAGUAGAGAGAUGGCUUAUCUGGGACCAGUGCCAGUGAGGGGUGAGGUCCCGAGGGCGGCACCAGCGCCUCCUGCAGACCCGGUGCGCCCACACGUGUGCUCGGAAUGUGGCCGUGCUUUUGCACGCCGGUCCACGCUGGCCAAGCAUUCACGCACACACACAGGGGAACGGCCUUUCGAAUGCCCCGAGUGUGGCCGGGGCUUUUCCCAGAAGUCCGCGCUGACCAAGCACGGCCGCACACACACGGGCGAGCGGCCCUAUGAGUGCCCUGAGUGUGGCCAGCGCUUUUCGGCCGCCUCGAACCUGCAACAGCACCGGCGGCGCCACACCGGCGAGAAGCCCUACGCGUGCACGCAGUGUGGGCGCCGCUUCGCUCAGAGCUCCAACUACGCGCAGCACCUGCGCGUGCACACGGGCGAGAAGCCCUACACCUGCCCCGACUGCGGGCGCGCCUUCGGCGGCAGCUCGUGCCUUGUGCGCCACCGACGCACGCACACGGGGGAGCGGCCCUACGUUUGUGCCGACUGUGGCACUCGCUUUGCUCAGAGCUCGGCGCUGGCCAAGCACCGGCGUGUACACACGGGCGAGAAGCCACACCUCUGUACCGUGUGUGGCCGCUAUUUCCGCCACCGGUCCAACCUGGCAGAUCAUACCCGCACGCACACGGGCGAGCGGCCCUACCCCUGCACCGAGUGCGGACAGCGCUUCCGCCUCAGCUCAAACUUCGUCCGCCACCGUCGUUCGCAUAUGAUGCGCCGUCUCUAUAUCUGCGCUGUGUGCGGCCGAGACUUCAAGCUGCCCCCUGGCUCUAAGGCCACCACUGUCACUGAGCGCUGCCCCGAGUGCGAGAGCAGAUGAGCCCCCUGGUGGCUGCGGGCUGCUAGUGCUGGCUGAGGAGCAUGUCAGGGCCCGACCCCCAGGGGCUGGACUAACCUGGACAGGGACCCAGGGACCCUGGUUUGGGAAAGGGUGGGAUGGCAGAACUGGCUGCCCGGGACCUGGGAGACAUAGUUAAUCCCCUACUGGGAUUUUUGGAAACCAUGGCCUCUUUCCUCACUACAAUCCUCGCCCCGUGUUAGUGAAUAAAGUAUUAUAUAUUCACGCA